CUUAGUUAGUCCUCAGGGCAGGUUGACCACAGCUCGUCUCAGAGGGAAACAACUCCUGACAUUCUGUUCGUGCAAAGUGCUGAAUUAUCCCUCUUAUGAGUCAUUCAUCUUUGUUUCCCCGGAUCUUUCUGCAGUUUUGAAGACAGUCUCAUGGUCCAGACUCUGGAUUAUUAGGAGUUGAUUGUUUCCACUGAGCUCCUCCGUAGGCCAUUUUUAAUACCGUAGCUUUGUAGGGAGAGCGCCUGUAGACACCUGUAGGUUUGUCUUCUCGGUUGUGUUGGAUCAGAACUUUGCAGGAUGAAGGACCGGCUGGCACAGCUGAAGGAGAAAAGCGAUGGGGCUGGAGAUGACAUCGAGGUUCCGGUGGAGAGCGAGGCUUUCAUGGACGACUUCUUCGUUCAGAUUGAAGAUAUUCGUACCAGUAUUGAUAAGAUGGAUGAGAGCGUUACGGAAAUCAAAAAGCUGUACUCCAGCAUCCUGUCGGCUCCCACGCCUGACCAGAAAACUCAGGACAGUGUGGAAACGCUCACCAACGAGAUCAAGAAAUCAGCCAACAAUGCCAGGAACAAGCUGAAGAAUAUCGAACGGCAACUGGAGUCAAACAAAGACGAACGAGCGUCGGCUGACCUCAGGAUACGGAAGUCACAGCAAGCAAUCUUGGCCAAGAAGUUUGUGGAAGUCAUGACAAAGUACAACGAGGCUCAGAUGGACUUCAGAGACAAAAGCAAAGGACGAAUCUCCCGACAGCUGGAGAUCACGGGGAAGGCUACCACUGAUGACGAGCUGGAGGAGAUGCUGGAGGGCGGGAACGCCGCUGUCUUUACUGCGGGGAUCACAGAGUCCAAGAUCAACCAGCAGGCCCUGAAUGAGAUCGAGGCUCGCCAUAAAGACAUCAUGAGGCUGGAGAGUAGCAUCAAGGAGCUGCACGACAUGUUCGUGGAUAUUGCCAUGCUGGUUGAAAACCAGGGUGGCAUGAUAGAGAGAAUCGAGAGCAACAUGGACCAGUCGGUGGGUUUCGUGGAGCGGGCGGUGGCCGACACCAAGAAGGCCGCCAAGUACCAGCAGGAGGCGCGAAGGAAACAAAUGAUGAUCUUCUGCUGCUGUGUGAUCCUGGCCCUCAUCCUCGGCUCCUUCCUCUACAGCUUCAUCAAGUAGAGAAGAUGCACGAGGCCGCCAAUCGGCUGAGCGGAGACCGAGGACAGCUAGUGUUGUGUGGUUUCAGUCACUAAAUGCUCCACAUUUUAGCUUUAGAGUAGGUCACGAAGCCUGCCAGUGGUUCCCAGAUCUGAGUUCAGUUUCCAUGAAGAGUGUACAUCAUUACAGUCACAUCCAGAGGGAAGUCUGCCCAUGAGAACAUCUGCCCUCAUGUCCUAGUCAUGUCUGAGUGGGCUGUAUGAUUACUAGACAAACCCUUCGUUAUGUUACCCACACGUUUUCGAGCCUCUUUAUCUUCAUUCUCCACAGCAACAUGUUACAAAUGGAGUGAAACUAAAAACCUUGGGAAAUCAGUCGGGACAUGCCCACCUUAUGUCAGUCACAGUUAGCCAUUUUACUGUAGCUUGGCUGAUUUAGCUUAUGCUAACUAAUACUACUUUACAUUUCAAUCUCAACACAUCGGUCCAAACAUCCUUAUUUCAUCUCUUGCUAUGGAAACAAUAUCCAAAACGAGCGCUAACAGAGCUGAAACAAGGAGCAGCAGGGCUUCGUUGGGACCUGCACUCAUUUAGCUGCCGGGAUUAGAGCCGUUGCCGUCGGCCAAGCCGACUGCAGGUCCAAGGGGACUUCUGCCUGGAAAGGUUCUGAGAUUAUCUGCUGUUGCUCCUGGCUCCUUCGGCUCAUCUAAUCUGGAGGAGCUGUAGAGCUCCUGGGGAACACUGGCAGCAGGAUCUCCUAUUUUGAAUGUUGUUUCAGCUGCAAAUUUGGACAUUCUUAUGUGUAGGUCAGUGGAAAUCAACUCGUUUCUGAAAGCAGCCCCUGGUAGUCAGUAGAGGAUCUGCAGUCUCUCUUAGUUCCACCAAAGCUUCAACCCAGAAAUUGGAACGGUGGUGCUUGUUGAGGACUCCAGACCAUCAGAGAAGAUGACGCUGUUCAUCCAUUGGAUUGUUGUUCAACCUUGUAGUGCUAACAGAGUAGUCUAAAUUCUGCUGGGUUCAACCAAAGAGUCACAGAGCCAACAGGCCAGUGAGCCCACUAAAAACCGGACCAACAGGCCAGUGAGCCCACUAAAAACCGGACCAACAGGCCAGUUAGCCAACUGAAACUGGACCAUUGGCAUUUCACUGGAACACUUAAGCUGCACACAGUUGCAUCCAAAAGUUUAAAUGCAGUUCAAAAGCGUCACCCUGUUUAUUUGCAUCACAUUUUGGCUGUAAAAUGUCAGAAUGAUGACAGAGAAUUUUUUUUAGGGACAUUUAUCCCAAAUAGGUUUCUUCAGAGUCACACAUUUGUUCGUUUUUUGACAAAACUGCCUUCACCUUGAGUUAAAUGUUUUGCGUUGCCUUCCACAUACCUUUCAAAAUACCUUACUGGACACACAAACCAAAGUUUUUGUUGGCUGGUUUUUUACAUGUCCUGUGUCCUUAUGAGGUCAUCUCUUGGCUCCCGAACUGAGUUAUUGGCUAAUCUGAACCCUCCGUGAUCAGGACUUGAGGGCACUAGACGUGGCAACCUUCCCUCUGUGACUGUGUGACCGCUGCACCGCACAAAAUGGAGUUUGUAUCGUAAGUAUUGAGACAGCUGUUGUUCUUCUUUUGUAAAUUUGUUGAUUAUAUGGAAACAUACUGUGCCAAUACUUAUGCUAUCGACUGCGUCCAUCCAGAUGGUUCAUGUGUCGUUGAUCCCCCAUCUGCUCUGAAUCCUGACUGGGCCUUUAUCUGAAUAAGUUUUAAUAUUAGAUCAGGUUUUGAUUUCAUGGUGAACUCAGGAGUACAAAUAAUAGGUAUGUUAUAACCAAAGAAUAGACCUCUAGGCCUGCAUUGUUCGACUACAGUUUUUUACUGCUUAAGGUUUUUUUGUUUUGUUUUUAUUACAAUGAUUGAUUUCAUGUUUCAUAUUUCUAUGUGUGCUUUCCACCUUUUUUAUUUUGCAGGACCAUCGCUCAGGUUUUAAAGCCACACUAUGUAGCAAUAGCACUUCUGACCACAUGGGGGCCUUGGUUUCUGCUGCGUUGGUAAUACUGUGCUAAUAAAUGCUCGCAAUCCCACUGGGGCGGCCUGUAAUCACACUUUACCCCACUAGAGGUGCACUUUGUUGUGUUUCACUCCAGGCGCCGACACAAGAGCGUUCAUGUGAUAUGCUUCGUCCAUGUGAUCAGAAGUGGUAUUGCGAAUACAGUUGCUUUAAGUCAUGCUUUGAUUAGUCUUCCACAAGUUCAUCCUUCCUGUUUGGUCUAAAUCCACAACUGCAAUGAGCUGCACUGCAGGUGUUGGGUGAUAAUAUGUCCAAACCCAGAUCUGCAGCAACUCCAGACUCAUCAGGAUUCCUACCUGACUGUUUCAAACCAAACUGUGUCCCUGGAAAAAGAAAAUACAGUGGCAAGAAAAAGUAACUGAACCCCUUGGAAUAUGAUCUGAUCUCCAUCUAAGUCACAAUAAGGGGAAAGGUUUUUCAUGCAUUUACUGAACACUUAUUCUUCCUGUUGGUGGGAAAUAUAAGCAAAUCCAUUUGUUUAAACAGCUAAAAUUCAACUAUUAAAAUGAACUUGGAGGUUUGGUUUGGAGCAGCUUUGAUUGAUAAAAGACACUCAAACCUUGAGGUUUGCUGUUCAUAGGAAGCAAGAUGAUGAUGAUGAGAAACAUGACGUUCCUGACCAUGCCUCCUGAAAAGGA
Cololabis saira (Pacific saury) is the source of this 3827-nucleotide messenger RNA. RefSeq names its product syntaxin 3a (gene stx3a). The transcript is spliced from 10 exons. Gene Ontology annotation, cellular component: endomembrane system; synaptic vesicle; presynaptic active zone membrane. Gene Ontology annotation, molecular function: SNAP receptor activity; SNARE binding. NCBI's taxonomy places the organism in Eukaryota, Metazoa, Chordata, Actinopteri, Beloniformes, Belonidae. Bases 298 to 1155 code for a protein of 285 amino acids. Gene Ontology annotation, biological process: intracellular protein transport; synaptic vesicle fusion to presynaptic active zone membrane; exocytic insertion of neurotransmitter receptor to postsynaptic membrane. The record is from RefSeq and is a predicted model, not a curated record.